GCCUUCAAGUUGUUUUCUUUAAACUUAAAAAAGCCAAAAAUGUACCACUUCCACACGGAUAGGGAGGAUAACUAUUAACAGUUAUUUAGUCUUUAACAUGAACAUUAAUCAAAGGUAAUAAUUUUUUCUGGGUACAUGAUACCAUACAGCAUCCAUAUCAAACUUGCGCGGGCCGCAUGUUUGAGACCCCUGCCAUAAAGUGUCCUAAGCGGAGAGCACGUGGAGGAAGUUCAGCCAGAAGAUGUCGGGCGAAGGAAAGCAGAACACGGGAGGCUGAAGACGAGACGAGAGCGAGCGGCAGGUCACGGUCGGCUAAUGUCGGCUAAUGUCGGCUAAAGUCGUCUGCCGUCCCUGCGCUGACUCGAUAAGCCGCCAGCCUCGUCAACUCGUCUUCUUAUUCUUCUUGUUUUACGGCGCCGCGGAACACUCUGCUGUUGUCUACAGCUCAGAGCGACUUUGGACGCAGGAGGGCAACGCGAGGACACACGCCAUCAAAACCCAAAGCUUUCAAAAAGCCGCCCCCCCCCCCAUCCCUAAACAUGUCGGUUAUGGUCGCUAGUCAUGGCGCGGCUAGCAGGGGGAAUUUCUCAUUAGCUUUUAUUUCAUGCUAUUUUCAUAUUGAACUUCAACAUCUGGGAUGGCAGAGUACGCAGGCGGCCAUUAUGGAGAGCAGAUUGAUGGCGAGCGUCAUCGAACACGCGCGUGUUUACUCCUCCUGCAGUGGAGGUCAGCGAUCGAUGAGGAGGUCAGCCGAGGUUUGGUGGAGCUCCUCGCCGGGCUCCAAUCAAACGGCGACGCCUUCCUUCUUUUUUUCCCCCUGCGCUCGCCGCCAUUUAUCACUCUGAACAGGCUGGGGAUUCAAUUCACACUUGGGCUGGGGUGUGUAUUAAUACUGGACCCCCCCCCCCGCCACCGUACCGAAGCCCCCACUGCUCUCCACACGCAUGCAUACCAUCCGCGUGUCUGACAGGCCAUUUUUACAGCGUGAGAUUUCUACACCUCCGCAUUAGAAGGUGAUAAAAUAUGACAAAUGAUAACCUCAGGAGGAAGGAAGGAGGGCGAUCCCACGCUUGGGAAUAACACCGGACCUUCCCGUUCAUUCACUUGGAUCAUUUGGACACCACGUCAUCCACAUCAUCCACCUCAUCCACAUCAUCCACAUCAUCCACCUCAACCACAUCGUCCACAUCAUCCACCUCAUCCUCAUCAUCCACAUCAUCCACCUCAUCCACAUCAUCCUCAUCAACCUCAUCCACAUCACCACCUCAUCCACAUCAUCCACAUCAUCCACAUCAUCCACAUCAUCCACAUCAUCCACCUCAACCACAUCGUCUACAUGGUCUACAUCGUCCACCUCGUCCACCUCAUCCACAUCAUCAACCUCAUCCACAUCAUCCACCUCAUCCUCCUCAUCCACAUCAUCCUCAUCAACCUCAUCCACAUCAUCCUCAUCAACCUCAUCCACAUCACCACCUCAUCCACAUCAUCCACCUCAUCCACAUCAUCCACCUCAUCCACAUCAUCCUCAUCAACCUCAUCCACAUCAUCCACCUCAUCCACAUCAUCCACCUCAUCCACAUCACCACCUCAUCCACAUCAUCCACCUCAUCCACAUCAUCCUCAUCAACAUCAUCCACAUCAUCCUCAUCAACCUCAUCCACAUCACCACCUCAUCCACAUCAUCCACCUCAUCCUCCUCAUCCACAUCAUCCUCAUCAACCUCAUCCACAUCACCACCUCAUCCACAUCAUCCACCUCGUCCACAUCAUCCACAUCAUCCACAUCAUCCACCUCGUCCACAUCAUCCACAUCACCCACCUCAUACACAUCGUCCACAUCAUCCACCUCAUCCACAUCAUCCAUCUCAUCCACUUCAUCCACCUCAUCCACAUCAUCCUCUUUAGCCACCUCAUCUACAUCAUCCACAUCAUCCACAUCAUCCUCUUUAGCCACCUCAUCUACAUCAUCCACAUCAUCCACCUCAUCCACAUCAUUCUCAUCAACCUCAUCCACAUCACCACCUCAUCCACAUCAUCCACCUCAUCCACAUCAUCCUCAUCAACCUCAUCCACAUCAUCCUCAUCAACCUCAUCCACAUCACCACCUCAUCCACAUCAUCCACCUCAUCCUCCUCAUCCACAUCAUCCUCAUCAACCUCAUCCACAUCACCACCUCAUCCACAUCGUCCACAUCAUCCACCUCGUCCACAUCAUCCACCUCGUCCACAUCAUCCACCUCGUCCACUUCAUCCACCUCAUCCACAUCAUCCUCUUUAGCCACCUCAUCUACAUCAUCCACAUCAUCCAUCCACCUCAUCCACUUCAUCCACAUCAACCACAUCAUCCACCUCAACCACAUCAUCCACAUCAUCCACCUCAUCCACCUCGUCCACAUCAUCCACAUCAUCCACCUCAUCCACCUCAUCUGUCCACCAUCUUUCUUGAUACUUGAUGCUACAUUUCAUGUUUGUUUGUUUCAUCCGUGUAAUGAGGCCGGAGCUUCUCCAGGCUCAAUGCUUCUUAAAACCAGGAGUGCAAAAGAACGCUCCGAGUGACGCUCCUCAUCAUUUCUGCUGCCUUGUGAUUCCCAAAUGUUGGAGAGGUCAGUCCGGCAUCACUUUGGAGACUUUUUCUCCACGUGGGAGGACAGGAAGGAUGAAUGCAGGUCGCUCUCUGUCCGCUUUAACUAGGCCAAGGAAUAAUAUUCAAAUACACCGUGCCCCCCCCCCCAACACACACGGCACCCCAGGUGCUGGUA
Doryrhamphus excisus (bluestripe pipefish) is the source of this 2757-nucleotide messenger RNA. The record is from RefSeq and is a predicted model, not a curated record. NCBI's taxonomy places the organism in Eukaryota, Metazoa, Chordata, Actinopteri, Syngnathiformes, Syngnathidae.